CCUGACGGCAGGGAGACUAACACAGGACUGGGGAGGACAGAAGGGCGUCCCAAGAUCCAUGGGGUGUGUGCUGAGCAGGUGGUGCUGCCGGGGGGGCCCCGGCACCGUGGAUGAAGGGGAGCCGGCAAAGAUGGGUCACUUUGAUGGCAACUGUGACAAAACCAGGGUGACCAAGAAAAUUGUAUUCAGCCUGAUAUCUAAGGAGACAGCUCCUUGUGCCCCAUCUGUCUGCCUGGACCAGGAUUUGUUUAAGGCUGUGUCCUACACCGAAGAGAGAAGUCUCCACGCCCGCCACAGUGUUCUUCGGGUGAUGGACAGAGUGAUGGAGAGAUGCUAUAACUUCGACCUGACCUACAUCACUGAGAAGAUCAUCUCUGUCUUCUUCCCGCCUGUAAUGGAGGAACAGCAAUACCAGGCCAACCUCAAGGAAGUGUCCGCCAUGCUCAAGUCAAAGCACCAGGACAACUUUGUGAUCUUUAAUCUGUCUGAAAGGCGUCAUGAUAUCACCCACCUUAACCCAAAGGUCCAUGACUUUGCUUGGCCUGACCAACAUGCCCCACAGCUUGACAAAAUCACUGCUAUCUGCAGAGCCAUGGAGGCCUGGCUGACCUCCGACCCUCAGCACGUGGUUGUCUUGCACUGCAAGGGGGACAAAGGCAAAACAGGGGUCAUUGUCGCAGCCUACAUGCAGUACAGCGUCUCAGCUAGGGCUGACCACCUCCUCAGCACAAUAGCCAUGAAGAAGUUCUGUGAGGACAAGUUGUCAUCAUUUCUCCACCCAUCUCAAAACAGGUAUGUCUACUACUUUGGUGGACUCCUCUCUGGGACCAUCAAGUUAAACAGCAGCCCCCUCUUCCUCCACCAAGUCUGCAUUCCCAAUCUGACCGACUUUCAGGCAGGCAGAGGGUAUUUCCCCUUCCUGAAGAUCUAUGAGUCCAUGAAGUUGGUCUAUACCUCAGCAGUCUAUAAUCCACAGAGUUCCACUGCUCAGAGUCUAUGUGUGACUGUCGAACCAGCCCUUCAGCUAAAAGGAGACAUCAUGGUGAAGUGCUAUCACUGGUGCUCACAGGAUGGACGGAAGGACAUGAUUUUUCGACUGCAGUUCCACACCGGCACCAUCCAUGGGACUCAACUGUGGUUCGGCAAAGAUGAGCUGGAUGAAGCCUGUGCUGAUAAUCAGUUUCCCUCGGAUGCUAAAGUAGAAUUUGUCUUCUCUUCUGGACCAGAGAAAUUCAAAGAACAGGAUUACCAGAAGAAUGACCCUAAAAUCACAGUUGAAUAUUCUGCUGGCCCCCUGCUAUGCUGGGACUCCUACAAGAACUUCAAUCUCCGACAUCAGGACAGCAUGGAAGAUAUUUCCCACACUCGUGGACCCAUUGAUGGCAGCCUAUACGCCCAAGUGAAGAAGCGUCGUGGGCCCGGUUUUAGUACCGUGUUUUCCGUUAACGGGAGCCCUGUAGCCCAAGGCGAGCAGAGGCCUAGCCAGCAUUUGCAGAAAGUCCCUACUGAGUACCUCCAAGACCCUCCUUGGCCUCCUGCUCAGGUGGGCAGGAAGGAGCAGGGGUCCCUGGUAGGUAGCCCAAAGGGCAGAAAUGAAAAAGGAACAAAGGAGAGAGAGGACAAGGAGACGGCCAUCCUGGAUGACACCAAGAUUGCUCCCCAAGAGUGUACAGAGGCUGUAAGAGUUAGCUGCUGGUCCCAGAGCUACAAAAAACCUGUGUGCAAGGCCCCAGUGUGCCUGACAAAAGUAUGCUGUCUGGAUCGAUGUGACAGCAGUGUCUUUCGUCCUCUCCCAUCAAUUUCACCUUAUUCCAAAGCCUCCCAGACUCUGCCUACCCCUUACCAGCACCAAAAUGGCCCCUCUCAUCUGUCUCUCCCAUGGCACCCACAUCGCUGUUACUCUGAAUGCUCCCUUCCUCACUUGUAUCCUUACGGAUCUUGUGAUGCCCCUAUAUCCCCGCACGCUCGCACCCUCCCUGCGACCAGCAGGCUGCUCUGUGGAGUGGAGGAAUGCACGCCAUACCAUCAUCAUUCCCAGGGCAACCAGCUUUGCUCCCAUCUAUGCCAAUUACCCAAUCGUUACCUCCAACCAUUUAUAACUGGUGGACCAGUGCUCACCAGGUGCUGCAGCCAGUGGGACAAAUCUGCCCAAGCUUUUGGCUCCAUUCCCAACAAGCAGCUCAAUCAGAGGGAAGUAGUGCAUUGGUGUGGAGAGGCAGAAAUACAUCGGGGCAAUGUACCAAGGGAAGCGUCACAUUUGGAGCAACAAGGAGAUACAAACAUCUAUUGGAACAGGGAGGCAGAACUAUACCAAGGAGCAGGUCGGCAACAGAGUGAGGAAACCACACUGCCAUCUGAGGAGGAAAAAGAUGUAGAGAUACAGAUGGAAAGGGAGGAAACAUUUUGGCAUCAAACAGCAACCGCAUCCCUACUUCUUCGUCACCCUGCUUACCCAGAAUCCUCCUGCUCCCAGUCAAACAGUAGGUCCCAAUCCUACCUCGACAGCAGCAGCAGUGGUUACCAAACUCCCCAGAAACUCUGCCCUAGCUCCCCAUACCAGCCUUCCUCAUCUGAAAGCCAAGGUUACACCUCUGGUUAUCAGUCAGACUCCACGUCCCCUCUGCCCACAUAUUCUGAAAACUCCAUUAUCUCCAGUCAAUACACAGGCCUACCUAGUACCAUCUCUCCACAAUGGGCUUCCCCCGAAAACCAUUCCUCACCUUUCCCUCUUCCUGACAGGCCUGCGCAUGUGCCAGGAGGUGCUGGAUACAGUCUGGGUCACCUCACCCCCAAAGAUGCACAAGCUGCCCCCUCUGCAACUUUACUGGCCUCCAGACCACACAGCCCAGAUCAUACCAGCUGUCCACAUGCUCAGAGCCCUAGCACAGAAUACACACAUCUUGUUAUAGCUGAAGAUAACUUCAUUCCAGGCUUGGCUUCCUACCAAAGCAAGGAAUGUAAAGGCCCAGAAUACCAGACCUCGUCCGUUCAGCUCCAAGAAAUUCGACAUCAGAUCCAAGAUCUAGUGAACUGUGCCCCAGAAAUCCCAGAAUCACACACUUCACAAACAGCAUUAAUAGAUCCUAAUGUAUCACUGAGCCACCGUGAUGCUUGCACAGUCAUUGCACAUGCAAAGUCCUUCGUGGUGAAAGAGAGUCUUGUGGAACCCUCAGUAGAAGUUACAGUAACCAGCCCUCAGCAAACAGACGUCCAAUCUGGCCCAGAAACCACCUGCACAAGUCUGGGACCAGUAAAGACUAUGAGUGACACAGGCCAUGAGACAGAGAGAUGCACAAGAGAGCCUUCAGGCCUUAAUGCCAUGCAAAGACUUUCCCCUGCUUCCCUUCAAACUCCAUCACAGCGAGUUCCCUCCUCCAAACACCAUGCAUCAAUCCGUGGGCCAGGAAAUUCAGGCAAUCUGCAACUCAGUCCUGAGACAGAUGGUGAGGACACCUAUCACAUACCCCGUUCAGUGGAUGGCUGCUCUACCCCAUCUUUUCCGAUGGCGACUAAGUAUUACCCACUGAGCAUCCCAGCAGUUCCCUACACUGGGUACACUGCUGUCACCAUCCCCUCAAGUCAGCCUCAGCUUCCUGAAGACUCUGGUGCAUUUUCUCCAGAGUCACAACAUGAAAGGCUUUCCUGUGUGAGUACUGCCAUGGCUCUUCCAAGCACCCAGACCGCGGUUUGCCCCAACCUCCAUCACACAUCAUUCUCUACCAGUGAAGAAAAAUUGCCACCUUCCACAAAAUCAAACGAAGGGUCCCUUACGUUGGCCGGGGUGACACAGAAGCGGGUCAGUGCCAAGUUCGUCCAGGACAGCUCACAGUUUUGGUACAAGCCUGACAUCUCAAGGGACCAAGCAAUCGCCGCAUUGAAGGGGAUGGAGCCCGGGGCUUUCCUGAUCCGGGACAGUAAUUCCUUCCAAGGAGCUUAUGGCUUGGCACUAAAGGUCGCUACCCUUCCUCCAAAUGCCAACAGUCUUAGCAGCAAAGGUGACCUUCAGGAGCAGCUUGUGAGACACUUCCUGAUUGAGAAGAGCUUGCGGGGUGUGAAGAUCAGGGGCUGUCCAAAUGAGCCCCAUUUUGGGAGCCUCUCCUCGCUGGUGUACCAGCACUCCAUCAUGCCCAUCUCCCUCCCCUGCGUCCUCCGCAUCCCGGAGUCCGACCCAAUUACUGACAUCCAGGACUUGCAUGUUGCCAACAUCGUCUGCACAGCAGCAGAGCUGCUCAAGCAGGGUGCAGCCUGCAGUGUGCUCUACCUAAAUUCAGUAGAGACAGAAUCACUGACAGGUCCUCAGGCGGUCUCCAAAGCUGCCCGCUCCGUCUUGUCUCAAGACCCUCGUCCUUCUGCCAUUAUGGUGCAUUUUAAGGUGUCUGCUCAGGGAAUCACACUCACCGACCGGGAACGCAGGUUGUUUUUCAGGAGACACUACCAUGUCAACAGCGUGACCUUCAGCAGCGUUGACCCACAGGACAGGAGGUGGACCAGCGCUGAUAGACCAAAUGCUAAGAUGUUUGGGUUUGUGGCCAAGAAGCCGGGCGGUGAGUCGGAAAACGUGUGUCACUUGUUUGCGGAGCUCGAGGCUGAGCAGCCGGCCACUGCCAUCGUCAACUUCAUUAACAAAGUGCUGCUGGGGCUGCAUCACAGAUAGUCGCCCUCAAGGGGAAAGGCACAGACAGCUAGAGAGUCGGAAGGUGUGGCCAGUGUCCCCUGGGGCACUGCUUACACAGUAUGGAUCUGCACGAUGGAAAAUGCCAGAAUCUUGUGUCUGUCUCCAUAAACACAGCUGCAGAGUUCUCACAGAGAUCUUUCAACAAACCCAAGUGGGUCGUGAAAAAUUAUUACAUUGCUGUUUUUCACAUGAAGCAGUUCAAAUGAGAUAACAUGAUACAUGUGAAAGCAUAAUAAAUGCAUAAGGAAAUAAGCAGUAACAAAUAAGAUACCAUUGUAAUUUUAGCACUGUGUGUUUGUCUGGGCUUAAUAAUAUGCAAAUUGUUUUGAAGAUGGUUUGAAGAUGCUGAUGACUCUGGAGGUGAAACGACAAUGUAGGUGGAGGAAAAUUAAGUAUGGAAUUGUGGAUGAUUUCAUACAGCCUGAGCUGACCAAAAGUGGUGCUUUGAAUGGAACAAGUUGUAAUAACACAAGUGUGGUUGUUGUGCUUGCAUUAUAACAGGCAACUCAUUCAAUGCCUGAUUGUUACUCUGCCAUUUCUCUACGGUGUAGUCAAGAAAAAUGCAGAUCAUGGAGACUGUACAAUAAUGACUGUAAUGUUAAUAGAAGAAAGGAAAUUGUAAUGAAAUCAUUUCCAGGCAGUGGUAUUCAAACAUUUUCCUCCAUUCUGCUUGCAAUGUGGCCCAUACUUUAUAACACAAACUGGGAGACCUAGCAUGCGGUAGCCUGUUGUGUUUAUAUGUGUCUGGUACUUCCUUAAGUUUAGCCAGAUGCUGGCUCCCCUUGACCACCUAUGAAGAACCUCCAUCUAGGGAAAGGGGACCAGUGGACUCCAGGUGUUAUGGUUCCUCUUAAUUAGCUGCAGAUGUUUGGGCCUCAUGCAGUGGACUAGACCUUCAGGGAAUUUUUCACAAUGCAGGAUAAACAAAAUUAUUUGGAGUUUGCAUGUUCUCCCCAUAUUAUGUGGAUGUCCUCUGGGUACUUCUGUUUCCGGCAAAAGACCAAAGACAUGCAUGCAGACUGACUGACGUAUCUAUAUUGCCCAUAGUGUGGACUGGUAUCCCUUCCAGGGUGUACCGCUGCCUUGUGCCCCUAGCUGCCUGGGAUAGGCUCUAAGCCUGCAUCCCCAAAUUGAGUAAGUGCCCAGAUGGAUGGGCGGAAAUUUCUUGAAUUUAGCUAAACUUGUUAAACUUGGUUAUCAGAUUUUUGAUUUGGCCCACUGUACUAAAAGUGGCACAAUUAAAAGAAAAGCUAAAAUAAAUAAUACAGUAUUAAUAAAGUUGAAUUAUUGGUUUUCUAGUAAUCCAUUGUUGAAUUUCCAUGUAUUUAUAUUUUGUUAGUUAGUCUGUUUUAUAUAGAUUUAAGGUGUUUCAUGUGUUGAUUGUUUUCUGUCAUAGAUUUUUAAAACAUUUUAAAAUAUUGAACAUUUUUAUAUGUGACAGUGUUUUGUAAUAUAUAACAGGAAGUGAAGAAUGCUAUAACAUGCUUUUUAAAAUGAUCAAUAACUAAAAACAAAUAUGCAACAACUUGCAUUAGUGAAGUGACUCUGUUUUUUUAUAUAUAUACAUAUAUUGUUCUUUAACUUUGACUCUGGAUACUAAUGAAAACGAUUCAUAGAAAUGAUGAAUGCAAUAUGCCAAAUGGGUUUAAUUUUAAGGCGUUUACACAUUUAGGGGUUGGAUGCUUUCAUUGUCUGUUGUGAAAUAAAACACAAAUAUGCCUA
Paramormyrops kingsleyae is the source of this 6397-nucleotide messenger RNA. Lineage: Eukaryota; Metazoa; Chordata; Actinopteri; Osteoglossiformes; Mormyridae. The record is from RefSeq and is a predicted model, not a curated record.